This is a messenger RNA of Stegastes partitus (bicolor damselfish), 1210 nucleotides long. RefSeq names its product serine/threonine-protein kinase/endoribonuclease IRE1-like. Gene Ontology annotation, biological process: IRE1-mediated unfolded protein response; intrinsic apoptotic signaling pathway in response to endoplasmic reticulum stress; protein phosphorylation. NCBI's taxonomy places the organism in Eukaryota, Metazoa, Chordata, Actinopteri, Pomacentridae. Bases 12 to 953 code for a protein of 313 amino acids. Gene Ontology annotation, cellular component: IRE1-TRAF2-ASK1 complex. The transcript has 6 exons. Gene Ontology annotation, molecular function: protein serine/threonine kinase activity; ATP binding; RNA endonuclease activity. The record is from RefSeq and is a predicted model, not a curated record.
UGGAAGAACAUAUGAGAAAUAAUGACUGUGGUCUGCAGAUGAAAAAGAAGCUUGCCUACGAAGUUCUUGACAGUUUAAGGAUGCUUCACUGUCAAAACCCUCAAAUUCUCCACCGAGAUCUGAAACCACAGAAUGUUUUGAUUGAUGUUUGUGGGAAGGCGAGACUAGCUGACUUUGGUAUAAGUAGGAGGUUGCCUCAAGGCCAAACAACUUGGCGCACAGCCAGUGCAGGAACAAUUGGUUGGAUGGCCACAGAGACUCUAACAGAAGAAUCUGUCAUACCAUACAAGUCAAGCACUGAUGUACAGGUGGCAGGGAUGCUGAUCUACUAUAUCCUCUCUGGGGGACACCAUCCAUUUGGCAAAACCUUUGAACGUGAGUUCAAUCUUCAUAAUGGAAGGUACAGUUUGGACCAUGUUCAAGAUUUGGUGGCAAAGGAUCUCAUCGAGUGGAUGAUCAACAAAGAACCAAAGAACAGACCAACAGUGGAAGAAUGCUUGAGUCAUCCCUUCUUCUGGCCUUGUGAAAAGCAAGUUGAGUACUUGAAAAGGAUUGGUAACAGAGAGGAGGUGGCAAACUGUCGAAAUCCUGAUCCGGAAUUCCUUAGUUUGCUGGAAGAAUGUCUGGAGGACGGAUCCUACAAACAGUGGAAAAACAAGCUUCCACAAGAGCUUGUUCAGAAGAUGGAUGGCAAAAACAAAGCCUAUCCUGAAACCCCACUGGGAUUACUGCGCUUCAUACGCAACCUCCACGAGCACUAUCCUCAAGAUGCAGCCCAAGUCGAUCUAACUGCAUUGUUUCCUGAUCUCUUUGGAUGCAUUUACAAGUUUGCCAAGACCCAAAGAUGGAAUUCAGAGGCUCCAUUGAAGAAAAUGUUUCGAACAGAAGACACUGGAGCCAUCUCUGAGUUUCCAGCCACAAACACUGAAGAGCAUCUCAGUAUCCAAGAAUAAGAGUCUCAACCCAGUGACUUAAAGUGAAAUUGAAUUCAAAAAGGAUGACAAAUCUCAAAAACCACCGCAGAGUCUUACAAGCAGAGCAAACAAGAAAAAUUCACAUAGAAGUUAUUCCAUGUAAUCAUGGCAGCACAUGGGUUAUCAACACGUUUUCCUUUUUCUAUUUGAGAGUCACAGUGAGACGAGACAGGGUUCAUGCUCUGAUUUAUGGUUUACAUCUGUGCUCUUCUUACUGUAUUUAAAUGUGUCAUAUG